GUGCGCCGGCCCUAGUUCGAGUCGCAGUCGCAUCCGCCGCCGCCACCGAAGUUCGAUCUAGAAAUCUUCCCGUGUUCCCCUCCUCAACCCCCAUAUACUGAGUAGAUCCAAUCCAACCAAGCAGAUCCUCGAGCAGCGCCAUGAGCAUCUGCGGUCUCCACCCGUCCUCCGCGCACCCGCCGGCGCUCUCCGCCGACGACGCCGCCGCUGCCCAAGAAAAUCUCCCCUUCGUGCUCGUCGAGCUUAAAGCCUACGUCGCCAAGCGCGACAACGCCACCACCGCCUUCUCCGAGACCUGCGAUGGCAAGAAGAUCCAGGUCACCUGCUGUCUCCGCCGCCCGCCGCGCGUAUCGUACGUGUGCGUCCACAGCCCGGACGCCGCCGAGAUCAACAUGGAGCCGACCGUCCUCGCCACGGAGGAGGGGUUCAUCCUGAUCCGCGUCACGAUCGGGGCUAAAGGGGGACAGCAAAAGAAGAAUAUUGACUACUACGUCUACCAGGCCGACGGGGCGGGGGGACCAUCCCUCACGCUCCUCCCGCGGCCCCCUACCGGCUAUUCCUUCAAUGCUAGCAACAUCGGUAUCCUGGUAUGCCGCCCCGACGACGACGACCAAAGCGGGUUCUUCCUUCAGCCCCACCGCCCUGACGACAACAAAGGAUACAUCGUGGUUGGGCUUCAUCGAAAACUGGGGCAGCCCCCAGGACACUUCACUCUUUGUAUCUACGAUGAAAAGGAUGGAUUUUGGAAGACUCACCCUGUAUCGCUGAGCCUGCAGGAGCAGGGCAACGACUUCGCCCAUAUAAACUGCAAGGUGAUCGCAAUAGGAGGAAGAAGUGGCACCAUGGCCUUUGUGGACCUGUGGCGCGGCAUCAUCUUCUGUGAUGUGUGUAUGGAUGCCCCGCUUCUUUCUUACGUCAAACUGCCAGAGCCUCUUAAGCGAACAAAGAUUCUACAGGGCGACUCACGGCUCUGCCGGGACAUUGCAGUCGUUGGCAAUCGCCUCAAGUAUGUAGAGCUACAGGUGCGCUACAAAGCCAGUGUUGUGUUCAAGGAUCACUGUGUCACAAAUGGCUGGGUGGCUGCUAUAUGGAGCAGGCCAGCCAGUAGCGUUUCCACGGAGGGUUGGCAAGAGCAGAGCUGGGUUAUGGAUGCCACAGGCCUGAAGGUUGACAGUGAGCACUUGAAUCUACUUCCAAAGGUGCAGAAUGAUGAAGGCUGCAUUUUACCCCCUUUCUUGAGAGUUUACAUUUGCCAACCAGUGCUCGGUCUAGGGGAUGGUAAGGAUAUCAUUUACUUUACAGUCAAGCGCAAUCGUGGAGAUGCCGAUGGAUGGGUUGUCAGUGUGGACCUAGAAAACAAAGAAGUAUUGGGGGUGGCUCCCUUCGCCGCACAAAGAUACAUAGUCAUCAACCAUGCCUACAUGUCCAGUAGGAUCUCCAGGUACAUGUCUGAAUAUGCAGGGGACUAGGUACUGUGCAAUGGACGCCCAGUCUUUUGUUUGCUGCCAGCAUCGUUAUCUGUUGUUAGUUUAUGAUCAAUUAGUUGUGAAAGCCCUAGAAGAGCAAUGUAAAUAUGUAAUGUCUAAACUUUGUUCAGUGUUGUUUUACGUUGGGCCCAUUUGGCUUUGCUACUAUCAUGCCAUCUUCUCGCCAUCAUGUGUGUGACUAUGUCUCUCCUAUUGGAA
Molecule: messenger RNA, 1685 nt
Organism: Panicum virgatum (switchgrass)
Lineage: Eukaryota; Viridiplantae; Streptophyta; Magnoliopsida; Poales; Poaceae
Exons: 2
Coding region: 141-1469 (442 amino acids)
Source: RefSeq, a predicted model, not a curated record